GGCAUCCUCUACACCAUCUACAAUCGGGAUCUUCCUGCCCAUUCUUACCACCGCCACUGUUAACUAGCACUCAUCUACUGUGGUUGAAUCUUCUCUUGUCACUAUGGAGUCUGAUCUUUAACACACGGUCUCCUGGGCCCAUUUUAUCCAAGCAAGGCGCAUUCCAGUCCAGCGGAGUGUGUAUCUCGAUUGAGCUCUGCAAGCUUUACAUAUCCCUCGAAGACACUUGAUCCAUCGGAACAGUUCCCUACAGACAUCGGCACUUUCCACUAUGGCACCAAACCUUUACCUCUGCCUUCGGACUCUUUUCUGUCCGCAAUAUUGGUUUCAGAGAGGCGACCGUAUCAACGGCGCUAUCAGCGUCGACGAACACUGGAGUUCUCCAGUUCCCGGAACCUACAGAUAUAUACCCGGCCGUGGCUGGCAUCUCAUCCGUCGGGACGAUGCUACCUGUGACGAGAAAUCGCCGCAGCCUACAGUCUACUGCCGCAUAAUCCACCGUUACCUCCUGGAAUCGGAAAUGGAGGAAAGAUGCCGCUGGCAUACAGUCACCCGCACCGAGGGAGGAAAGCAAGAGCGGUUCCUUUUCUUCCUCCUCGAUGACGGUUAUACCUGGGUUGCCGGAUGGGACCACAAAGGCAGAUUUAUCCCUGGCCCCUACCGAAAAUGGUGUUUCGACAAGGAGUCAAUGAAGAUGCGACGCAUGAAGACUUCUGAAAGUGCUCCAUCCUCGCGAAGUGUGAGCAGGACGAACAGUCUUAUGAUGAUGGAAUGAUGAGCUGCCCUUAUAUAUUCGACUACCCGGAUUGUGUUCAGAUCUUGCUAUCCGACCGUUCCUACAUCCACUACGAAGUGCCAUUGGAGAAAUCAUGCAACUCUUCGCGAUGCCUUUGCAGACCAAAGGCAAAAUGUCAACAAUAAAACAAAAAUGUAUUAAUGCUGCGAUGAACUGGAUAUGUCCACGGAAGGAGCGGGCGCCUAUUUGUGAUAUUUUGUUCGAGCACGAUAUCUUCCUACCAACUGUGGCACUGUGUUAUUGACUUGUGAACUUGAUCAGUUUACUUUUUUCGGGUGAGGAUUUCGGUGUGA
Messenger RNA from Paecilomyces variotii, 1089 nucleotides. RefSeq lists its product as hypothetical. Lineage: Eukaryota; Fungi; Ascomycota; Eurotiomycetes; Eurotiales; Thermoascaceae. The transcript has a single exon. The coding region runs from base 272 to 775 and encodes 167 amino acids. The record is from RefSeq and is a predicted model, not a curated record.